This is a messenger RNA of Ceratina calcarata, 627 nucleotides long. RefSeq lists its product as uncharacterized. The coding region runs from base 1 to 627 and encodes 208 amino acids. Lineage: Eukaryota; Metazoa; Arthropoda; Insecta; Hymenoptera; Apidae. The transcript has 3 exons. The record is from RefSeq and is a predicted model, not a curated record.
AUGAAUGAGUAUCAAUCGAGAUCUACCGAUGAACCUGUUUGCCUUCCCGAGAGGACCCAGCAAUUACCAAGCACAGAAGAGGUCGAUCAGACACUUUACUUGGAACAGUGUCAGGCGAAUUCGAGAGAGUUCAAAAUAAAAUUUAAUAAACCGAUCUUUUUUCGCCGCGGUUGCUCGAAACAUUGCACCGGAUAUAACCGAGAUUUGGACAGCUCCAGUUUCAAACUGACAGUUUGUACGUCGAGGAAGAAUAAAUGGUCGAAUAGGUUAAAAAGGAGCAAAAAAAGGCUGCAACAGUUUUCGAAUCAAAUAAAAAAGAGAACUAAAAAGUCCAUAAGGAAAAUUAAAAAGAUCUACCGAAAUAUUGGCGCAACGAGGGUCAUGGGUUACCACUGCGACCUCAGAAAAUGUCCAAGCACAAUCUUACAUUGCACCACGAGUUCCUGCGUGAAACCCAACAUGCUCUUUAGCAAGUUUCAAAAAUUCAAGGAGAGAAUGCGCAGGAGCGAGGAGGAUACACAUCGAACUGCGUGUUCUUCGAAAACUCCUGGUGACGCUUCCUACGAGUUCAAAAUUAUGAAAGAACAAUCCGUAGGAACAAACGCGGUGAAAGGAACGAGCACGUAA